This is a messenger RNA of Austrofundulus limnaeus, 2821 nucleotides long. RefSeq lists its product as uncharacterized. Gene Ontology annotation, biological process: animal organ morphogenesis; axonogenesis; tissue development. The record is from RefSeq and is a predicted model, not a curated record. The coding region runs from base 396 to 2441 and encodes 681 amino acids. Lineage: Eukaryota; Metazoa; Chordata; Actinopteri; Cyprinodontiformes; Rivulidae. The transcript is spliced from 7 exons.
CUACUACUACUACUGCUGCUGCUGCUGCUGCUACUACUGAUACUGCUCCUUCUACUCUUACUACAGGCCCAAAUACUCCUUUCAUUGACAGUUCUACCACCAUUUUUACCACAACUGUCAGUAGUACUUGGACUGAUAUAAAUGCUGCUGUUGGGACUACACCUACACUUAUUGGCAGUAUUUUUACUGACAGUACUAGUACAGUUACAGAAAGUGAUCCAGCUUUGUCUUUGAACACACUGAGUACUGACUUGAGCACUGGAUCAGAUACAGGUAGUAGUUCUACCACCACUGAUCCAUGGACUAUCAGUGUUGCAGAAACAAGUACUACAGCUGAUUCUACUACUGCUAUUGAUGCUUCUGUAUUUGACACAGAUAGUGAUAGGACCCUCAGUAUGUCCAAGACUGACAGUAGAACUUUAACUUAUUUUACUCUUACAACUGAUGCAGUCGACAUUAUCACAUAUGACACUGAAACUUUAGUUUUCACCGACAGCAGCAACACAGUCACUACUACAAAGGCACUUUUUGACUUCGGCAGUACUGCAGGAUAUUCAGAAGACAGUCUAAAGCUGCAGACUGGAUCUAUGUCCACAGCAGUUGUCUCUGCUCUCAGCACUAUCAAAAGUGACUCCAGUGUCACCAGUAAAAGCCCAGCAAUCCCAGGCAGCAGUAGUGACCUGGAAGUGUCUGUGACUGAUUCAGUGACUGCCCCCUUUGGUUCUACUCCAGGCCCUGCGUUAUCUGGGACACGUAAUGCUGACUUGAUGACCAGUAUCAUUCCAUCUUCUGUUGAAGUAGUGCCAUCAGCCAGAGUUCCAAAACCAGCAUCUAUCCCAGAUCAGAGCCGAGCCAGUAACAAAGUUUUUUCUCCAGCAAGUCAGGAAGGAGAUACUCGUCUCACAACAGGACCUGAGACAACUCUAGAUGUUUCAGUUCCUCCUGCAGCUCCUCCAGAUGAACAAUUGAACAUACCAUCCCUGAAUCUACCUCCUGCUGAAACCACAGCAGCUGUCCCAUCCCCUGAGUCACCCCUGGAAAAUAUACCCUCUUCAAGUAUUACUGCACAAGUGCAGGAGUCACAGACUAAAGAUGCAUCAAUAGAAUUAAACCUUCUGGAUCCACCUUCUUCAGACAGUACUCCAGGUGAACCAUCCUCUGUAUCUUCUGUUGCAUCAGUAGAACUUCCUCCUACAGAAGUUCCACUACAAAUGUCACCAACUCAGGAUAUUUUCAUUGAACUGCCUGUUCCUGAAUUACCUUUUUCAGAUGCACCCCCUUUUGAUUCACUGCCUUUAAACCUGCCUCCAAAAGUGUCAACCUCUAGAACUUCAGACACUUUAUUGGCUUUACCUCCUUCAGGUACACCUUUUCCUGAUGCCACUCCAGAAAUACCUUCUACAGAUGCAUUUUCUCCUGAUUUACUACCUGCAGAAGUAUCUCCAUAUGAUGUACCUGAUCCAGAAGCUCGCACUUUAAAAGUGCUAUUCACAAGAACUCUGAAUACUCCAACAAAUGUACUUCCUCCUGAUGCUUCCACACCAGCUCCUGAGACUCCUGAACAGUUUUUGUUGCCAUCCUCUAGAGAAGGGGAAGGCGAUUGGAUGGCAAAUAAAGUUUCUAAAAGCUUCAACCAAUCUAGUCCUGUGAAGGCAUUGGACUCCCAGCAGACAAGGAAACCUUCUGAAGAGGAAUCGUUCGAAGGAUCACAGUAUGAAGAAAAAAAAGGCUCGAAACAAGAAAAAAAGGAAAAAGUCAUUUUGGAAGAGAAGACARAAGACACAUUUAAAGACGAAGAGACAAACAAAGAAGAUAAAGGAUUUGAAAAGAAAGCAACCCAGAAGAUACUAAUUCCAGGAGGAUCAAAGUUCAAUCAGCUGUCCAAGAUCAUUUACAUCAACUUUCAGGACUGCGAGUGUAACGGUCACUCCAACCGCUGCAGCUACAUUGACUACAUCAACAUGGUCACAUGUGUGAGCUGCAAACACAACACAAGAGGCCAGAAAUGCCAGUACUGCCGUCUGGGUUACUAUAAAAACGCCUCGCUGCCUCUGGAUCAUGAGAACAUCUGUGUGGAAUGUCAAUGUGACCCAGACGGCAGCACCUCUCCUCACUGCUCAGAUUCUGGUCUGUGUCCCUGUAAAACUGGAGCCACAGGGAGGCGCUGUAAUUCCUGCCUUCCUGGAUACACCUGGGGAGGAGGCGGAGCUGGGUGCACAGAGAAAGUGUGCGACACAGAAGAGUUAACCUGUAAGAAUGGAGGGACCUGCAUCAACUUCCAGCGCUGCAUCUGUCCUGAGACUUUCACAGGUCAGCUGUGCGAGCGAAGCAUCUGUCUGAAGACUGGUGGCUGUAAGAACCCUGCUGACAGCUCAUCUUCUUUGGUGACGUCACACUUUUACCUGCUGUCCUUCAGUCUGAUGACCUCCACCUUCUGCUGACCACGCCCUCAUCACAAGUCACGCCCCUUUGUUACAUCAUGCUUGAACCUUAUGUGCUCCCUCUGGCUGUGUGUCAUUUCAUGGGUUGUYAGCCACUUCUGUCACUGCCUGCUCUGUAGGCUGUCCCAAUUCAGAGGCUCCUACCUGAACUGCUGCGUCCCAGUAUCAACCAUAUCCCAGGAUUCAUUGCUCCGUCAGCACACUAAGCAGAAAAACCAAGAUGGCGGAGGUUGUUUUUUUAUUUUAUUUUUUUUACGACAAAAGUAUUUUACAGUGGAGUUUGGAAAUUUAACAGACUGAAUGAAGGAUUGUAAGUUUAUCAACUUAGUUGUUGAUUUUUUUGCUACAACGAGAUGUUAAAUAAAAUAUAAUUACAUGUA